AUGAAAGAAAAAGCCGAAUAAAACCAUAAAAGAGAAGGAGGAGGAGAAGAAGCAGAAGAAACAGAAGAAGGAGAGGAGGAACAUCAACAAAAUGAAAAAACGAAACAAAAUUAAUAAAAGGAUUUUCUCAAAUCAACUUACUAAUAUGUAUUAAAUAAGGACAAUAAUAACAAUUAUUUUAAUCAAAAAAAAAUAAAUCUAGAAAAUCGCUAAAAAACAUUCGCAGAUAGAACCGAUUACAAUACAAAAGCAUACGCAAGAUAAAGGAGAAGAAUAAAUAGAUAAAAAAGGGAUAUCUCCUAAUAAUAAAACUAUCAAUUAAAAUUCAGAGUAAGAGUAGCUUUUGCUGGUUUAGCAGGUUCUAUUAUAGGAGGAGUAUUAGCAAAUGCUUUAUAAGGAAAUUAUAAAUAAAAUAAAAAGCUUAUUUUGGAAGAUUUAUUUUAUGGAGGUUUAUUUGGGAGCGCUUUUGUUGGUUUGAGUAUUAUUUCGACACCAGCUGUUUGGAUAGCCUCCAGUAUAUUAUUAAUAGGCUAAUCUAUCCAUUAAUAUAAUAAUAAAUACUCAAAUAAAGAAUAUAAUGAUUUUAAGCUUUUUGCUAAUUUUGUAUAGACUGGUACUUCUCUAGGAAUUGGAAUUGGAGGAACUUUAUUGGGAUAAAUUCUUAUUCCAAUUCCGGUUUUAGGGGCAGCUUUUGGAGGACUAAUUGGAGGUUUUAUGGGAACAUUAGGGGCUAAUAAAAUAGGUGAAUUAGAAAGAAAAAAAAAGUUCGAAAAAUUAGUCGAGUUUAUUAUUGAAAAAAAUAUGGAAAUGUAUGGUCUUGUUAUAUUAUGA
Messenger RNA from Ichthyophthirius multifiliis, 831 nucleotides. RefSeq lists its product as hypothetical. The transcript is spliced from 2 exons. The record is from RefSeq and is a predicted model, not a curated record. Lineage: Eukaryota; Ciliophora; Oligohymenophorea; Hymenostomatida.